Molecule: messenger RNA, 1428 nt
Organism: Anarrhichthys ocellatus (wolf-eel)
Lineage: Eukaryota; Metazoa; Chordata; Actinopteri; Perciformes; Anarhichadidae
Gene: snorc
Product: secondary ossification center associated regulator of chondrocyte maturation
Exons: 3
Coding region: 1059-1406 (115 amino acids)
Biological process (GO): cartilage development
Source: RefSeq, a predicted model, not a curated record
CCCACAGUAGCUCAGAUGCGCCAAUAUGACACUGACAACUUUUCAGGAAGUAAAAGUGCAACCUCUGAGUCGUCAUGCAUAUUUGACAUUAAAUUAGUCGCGUUUUUUUAAAUCUACAAAGAGGAACUGAAACCCACUGAUCCCUUCGAAUGAGAAGCAACAUAUUUCUAAAUGCGCACGCACUUGGUCACGAUACUGAAGCUGAAACGUUUAUUUAAAAGCCUUCACUGUCAAAGCCACGCUGGUAUUGUUUUCACUUUGUGAGUCUGUGUGCGAGACAUGGUGGCAAUAAUGUGGUCUUGGAGACGCCUACUGUAGCAGGAAGUACAACAGGCUGUUCUGUCUGUGACGGCAUCGCAAGAUCUAGUCAAGAAACUUAACACGUGUAGUUGUGAUCAAAGUGAAGGUUGAGUGCCUGAUUUUUUUGCCUGAUUUUGAUGAGGUGGCUCAAGAUGGUCUCAAAACAAACCUCAGCAAUAAUCCAACCCCUUACUUUCUCAGGCUAACUGCUCUUUAGCUGAGACCACACUAUUGACACUCGGAGUACUUACUUUUACUUAUUUUGAUGAUCUAAGUACUGUACUUAUGUACACUUUGGCUGUCUCUCUUUAUCUCUCUAAAUAUAUACACACCACUUGUAUUUGACAGCUUUAGUGACGUGUUAAUGAGUUGCAUGAUGGGAGAUGAUUUUAGAUCGCAAUACUUCCUCCACCACGGCCAUCUUUUUAAUUUUUAAGAUGAACUAAAGCCUUAAAACGUCCAGCAGGAGACCUUCGUGAUGUGACCCGGCCAAGGUCAGCGGCUACCGAAUGUUUACAUCUCUCACCUAACUAUGUGGCCGGAGGAGUUUGGAGUGGGUGGGCCCUUCGAUGAUGUGCUCACAAAGUCCACACUGUCCAGACGGUCCUGUGCACACCUAGUCCCACCCCUCGGCUGCCUACCUCUCCCCCUCCUGCGCUCCCCGGGACUCUUCUCCUGCUCCUCUUCCAUGGUCAGCCACUCGUUUGAAGUUCCAAGGAGUUUUGGGAACGUCUUUUCGCUCGUCCCUCACAGCCACCAUGGUUCACAGCAGCAGCAUCUGUAGAUUCCUCCUUCUGGUGCUCCUAAGCCUCUCGGUAGCCUUUGUACACACAGAGACAGUCGCAGACUCAACAACCAGAGACAACCAGGACACCAUGUCUGGAGAACCACCCAGUGACGUUACCACCAAAGACCCUUUCCAGGACAUGACGGAGCAGUCCUUCACCUUCGACUACGAGGACACCACACACUCUCAGGACCUGGACGAGGAGGAGGGGGUCCUGGGGCCAGGAGCCAUCACAGCCAUUGUUAUAGCGGUCUUCCUGGGAGCGUCUGUCCUUCUCGCCCUCAUCGUCAUCACGCUCAGGAAAUUCACCGCCUCCUAGAGUCAAUACAUCCCACCUAGUA